AUGAUUGGAAAGAUUCAUUUAUCAUCUUCGAAGCAUCAUUGUUUCAUUCUAGUGGCCACAGAUUACUUUACUAAAUGGGUUGAAGCAAAACCUUAUAAGUCUAUAGAUCAAAAUAAAGUGAUUAGCUUCAUUGAAGAUUUAAUUCAUAGGUUUAGUAUUCGCCAAACUAUUACUGUCAAUAAUGGAAUAGUAUUUGAAGGUGGUUUAGUGAGGACUUUUGCUGAGGUUCUAUGGGCCUAUAGGACUUCAAAAAGAUCAAGCACUGGAGUUACUCCAUUUGCCUUACUAUAUGGGCAUAAUGUUGUAUUUCCAGUUGAGAUUAAUAUUAAGUCCUUGAGAGUUAAAGCACAAGAUUAUUUUGACAAAAAGCAAUAUGGUCAAAGUAUAUGCAUGGAAUUAGAGGAUAUUGAUGAAGCCAGAAUGCUGGCUAUAAACAAGAUGCUAAUCCAAAAGAGAAAGGCUGCAAGAUGCUAUAACAAGAGGGUACAUCAUUAG
Molecule: messenger RNA, 495 nt
Organism: Camellia sinensis
Lineage: Eukaryota; Viridiplantae; Streptophyta; Magnoliopsida; Ericales; Theaceae
Source: RefSeq, a predicted model, not a curated record